UUCAUUAAGUAUUAUGUAGGUCAGGCUUGUCUUAAACCGAUUUUCCUGAACCUGUGUCAGAUUAAGCUGAAGGAAUUUUAAUAAACCCUCCCUUGUAGGCGUGGGCCUAAGCGAGACUAACCUAGUUAAGCCUGAUUUUUUUUUUUUUCCUUCUGUCUGUGGGGGAAAAGAGCUGCACAGAGCUCCAGGCUGAAUGUUGGUUUCAGGAGCUGAUUGCUAAUAAAAGGACAACAGAAAAUGGUUGGGAAGGCACGGUCAUCUAAUUUCACAGUGUUUGAAAAGCUUGAUUUGCUUGAGCUGGUGAAGCCAUACAUUGGGGUUUUGGAGGAGCACACCAACAAACAUUCUGUUAUCAUUGAGAAAAACAACUGCUGGGAGAUCAUAGCGGAAAAGUACAACGCAAUAGGAGCAGGCAGGCCUCCGCGGACUUCGCAAGGCCUGCGCACCUUGUACAAGAGGCUAAAGGAGUAUGGCAAGCAGGAGCUCUUUCAGUGCAAGACCUCACAGGCGGGCUACCAAAACACUGUAUCAGAGGCCACAAAAAAACUUGUGGAGAUAAUUCCCCAGUUUGGAAAUGUGUGCUACGCAAGGGACCUUAACGGCGGCAUAUCUAGUGAAACCGUUUGCUCAGAGACAGACCCUAACCUUAGCUCUCAACACCUACAAUUGCAAGAUCAGCUGGCAUCUGUCACAGUGCAACUGGAGCAAGAAGAGGAUGUCAAACCUCCACCAUUGUUACUCCUAAAUCCACCACCUAUUGCUCUUCAAGAAGAUUCAGAGGAUGCCGAGUUUGAACAUGAUCUAGAAAGGUCAUUAUCUCCUUCAGUGUCUUCUGUGGACGUUAGACUAUCUCUGUCUCCUCCGCUUCCUAGGAUAGAGGAAUGCUAUAGCCGUACAGAUGAACGUUUAAGAUCAACCUGUCGAUACAAUCCUGAAACUUUGCAAAUGGUAAAGAAGGAGCACGAGAUAAUCUUGAGUAAUCAAAGACAAUAUGGACUUUACAUCAAGGAGAAAAGGGAAGGUUUGAAAAGACGACAGCACUUGGAAGAGGAACUGCUAAAGGCCAAGAUUAAAGUGGAAAAACUUAAGGCAAUUAAGUUACGCCGUGAUCUACCGGAGUACAGUAAUCUGUAAAAAUAAAAAAUGUGUUUUUAAAGUUUAUUUAAAAUAUAUAUUCAGUUGGACUGUUUGAAAGCGGUGGGGUUUCUAUUUACAAGGAACAUAACUUGAAAAUUGACCAGAAAGGAAUGUAUAAGUUUAAUUUUUUUUUUAAUUUUGUU
Pelobates fuscus (common spadefoot toad) is the source of this 1280-nucleotide messenger RNA. It is a transcript of the gene FSBP, whose product is annotated as fibrinogen silencer binding protein. The transcript is spliced from 2 exons. Gene Ontology annotation, cellular component: nucleus. The record is from RefSeq and is a predicted model, not a curated record. The coding region runs from base 238 to 1134 and encodes 298 amino acids. Lineage: Eukaryota; Metazoa; Chordata; Amphibia; Anura; Pelobatidae.